UCGUGUUGUGCCGCAAAGCAAUUUGAGAAGCCGACGAGGGGAGAAGAACUCUCUGGAGAGAGCGAGAGCGAGAGAGAGAGGGAGAGAGAGGGGGGGCGAUUCCAAUCACGCUUCAGCCUCGAUCUGGGGUGACGGAUUCUGGUUCCGGUGCUUCUUCUUUCGGUGGGUAAUUCCUGGUUCUUGAGAUCGGCCGCGAGGGUAUUCGUCCUGAGGAUCAGGUUUGAUUCUUUGAGAGAUGGCAGAUUGGAGCGAUCGCGACAUUGAAGACACUGUUUUUGGUAAAGUUGGUGAAAACCAUGACUAUAGAGUGGCCUACCAAGGCAGUAGACUGGUGGAAGAGCCUCUAGCUGUAGAUGAUUUCCUUGUUGCUGGAAACAGUGCAGGCAGCUCCAAGACUAAAGGUGUUCCUUGGAAUGGUCAAAUGCCUGACAACUGCUUCAAACAAUAUAACAUAGGUUCAGAAAGCAACACAUGCAGCACAAGCAAUCCUAUUCGUGCAAAUAUGGGUGCUGCAGAGGAGGCCAACAUCUGCCAAUUUUUAUUUGAUAAUAAUGCUUCAGCUAAUUCUAAACUCACUUUUUUGGAGAAUGAUAAUGUUCAAGAAAAUGAUCUUCUGUAUUAUGACUGGUCUGAUAUGAGCAAUUUUGAGGACAUCGAUACAAUGUUCAGAAACUGUGAUCCUACGUUUGGGCAAUCAAGCAAUACAGAUGGGCUGUCAUGGAUUUCAUCUUCUUCAAAUGGAAUUUUUGGUCCAGACGAUAAUUUCACUUCAGGCUUUGAAGCUUCUACUUCAGAGUUCAGAGAAUUUAAUGAUGCAUCAACAUAUUGUGCAAACAUCAGAUCCUUGCCUGGAGGCAGUACAUUGGAGGUUAAUGACCAUAAUCAAUCAUGUCUAACCCACCGUUCCUGCCAGUUGGAUACAAGAACAAAACAGGCAUUUGAUGGUGGUGGAAACGGUGAGACAAAUUCAGCUCUUACAGAAUUUGCCAACGUGAAUAACUUGGGUGAAUGUGAGCCACAUCUCAAUAUCCAAAUGCAGCAGAUUUAUGGGCAAUACUUAUCUGAAGUAGAGGGAAAAGGCCUUGAACCUUGCCCUUCUCAGCUGCUUCCAAAGGAAAACUUUUUUAUGAAAUCUGACUCGAGUUGUAUGCAUGUCCUCAAACCUGAUUCUCAUAUUGAGGAUAAACUUCUGUACCAGGAUCUUUUGUUGUCAACGACAUCAAGUGGUAUAACUGAAAGCACACAAAAUUCUUCCUCUUCCUUCAAAAUCUCAGCUAAUGUUAUAAGUGAUACUUCCCAUGGCAUGGGAAAUUUACAAGAUUUGUCAAAGGAUCCAGUCAUGCAGCUGAAAGAAAUGGUAGAAAAACCAACCACAGGACCAUCUGAGCUGGCUAGCUUAAUUGAUAAGCAGCAUGAUAAUUUUGAACAAGAAAUUGGUAGUGAGAGAGGGAACGUCAGUUUAGAGCUAUACACAACUGAUAUGGACUCUACAGUGGGGAAAAGCUCAUCGAUGCCAUUGGUUGUGUCUGAUGAUAUUUCUGGCAAAGCUAUUAGCUUUCAUCAGUUUCAGGAUGUCAUAGGUCAGUUGAAUCUUAGAACGAAACUAUGUAUAAGAGACAGUUUAUACCGAUUGGCUAGGAGUGCAGAACAGAGACACAGUUUUGCUGCUGCAAACCAUGAACACCUAGAGCGUACAAGAGGAGUGAAUGGUACAGGAAGAUCAAGAAACAGAACCACAGCGUAUAUGGACAUAGAGACUGAUACAAAUCCCAUCGAUCGGUCUGUGGCACACUUGCUUUUCCAUAGAUCGCUGGGUGGUGCAACCAGAUCUGCUGAUGACUCUUUGUCGCUCGAGUCUCACAUGAUGGCUUGAUGGUAUUGUGAUCCUACCAUGCUUGGUCAACUAUGCCUGGUGCGGAGAUACAAAGGCUGUACGAAUAAAUUCGCCAAGCAUUGACUGACAGAAAAGAACUUCAGCUAGAGCUUUGGCUUAUACUGGUACCUGAGGUUACCCGGCUCCAAUGUUGUAUAAUAUUAAGCGGUAAAAAGCUUAACGACCGAUCUCGUCCUUGUGCUGUUUUCUUUUUGAGCUAGUAUAACACCUCUGAUGCUCUAUUCACACAGAUGUUUAUGCCAUUUGUAUUCCAUCGAGUCAUCUACAUAGGCUGUUUGAACCGAGCAAGUUUGCAUCAUUCUUCUAGCUAUGAAGUCUGAAAGAGAGAAACAAGAUGUUAAAUAUUCUGAAUUGAGAAUCUCAUCAGAAGCAAUAAUCAAGUGUGUUAUUGUCGUUGCACAACUCA
Messenger RNA from Musa acuminata subsp. malaccensis (wild Malaysian banana), 2300 nucleotides. RefSeq lists its product as uncharacterized. Lineage: Eukaryota; Viridiplantae; Streptophyta; Magnoliopsida; Zingiberales; Musaceae. Gene Ontology annotation, biological process: circadian rhythm; regulation of DNA-templated transcription. The record is from RefSeq and is a predicted model, not a curated record.